Molecule: messenger RNA, 408 nt
Organism: Telopea speciosissima
Lineage: Eukaryota; Viridiplantae; Streptophyta; Magnoliopsida; Proteales; Proteaceae
Exons: 2
Coding region: 16-360 (114 amino acids)
Biological process (GO): regulation of autophagy
Cellular component (GO): lysosomal membrane; Mon1-Ccz1 complex; late endosome membrane
Source: RefSeq, a predicted model, not a curated record
CUUGAACUGUGUCUUAUGAAGUCCCCUUUAUUGGUUCUUCUUCUUGUCCUUCAGGUUUUUGCAUGGAAAACUGUUCCACUUGCUCUGUUCGAUGCUCCUACAUCUGAUUCAAUAGGUGAAGGGCCAGUAAUUUCUAUUCGAUAUUCACUAGAUGAGAAGAUUAUUGGAAUUCAACGAUCUAAUCUUGAGAUUGAGUUCAGGAUAAGAGAUACUGGGGAGGCUUUUGUCCAUAAGACUAAAUCAGAAUCUGAGAGCAUACUGGGAUUCUUUUGGACAGAUUGCCCAUCCUGUGAUGUUAUAUUUGUGAAGAUAAGUGGUUUGGAUCUGUUUGCAUAUGAACCUGAGCUGAAGGCACUCUGAUUGGUUGAGACAAAAAGAUUGACUGUGAGCUGGUAUAUUUACACACGA